CAGAUAGGUCACAGUGGUGAGGGCUGGUGUGGCAUUCAGAAUGGCAGAGGAGCAGGAGUUCACCCAGCUUUGUAAGUUGCCCACACAGCCCUCCCACCCACACUGCAUCAACAAUACCUACCGCAGUACAAAGCACUCCCAGGCUUUGCUCCGGGGGCUGCUGGCUCUCCGAGACAGUGGGAUCCUCUUUGACGUUGUCCUGGUGGUGGAGGGGAGACACAUUGAGGCCCAUCGGAUCCUCCUGGCUGCAUCCUGUGAUUACUUCAGAGGUAUGUUUGCUGGGGGAUUGAAGGAAAUGGAGCAGGAGGAGGUCCUGAUCCACGGCGUGUCCUACAAUGCCAUGUGCCAAAUCCUGCAUUUCAUAUAUACCUCUGAGCUAGAGCUCAGCCUCAGCAAUGUGCAGGAGACAUUGGUUGCUGCCUGCCAGCUUCAGAUCCCAGAAAUUAUCCAUUUCUGCUGUGAUUUCCUCAUGUCCUGGGUGGAUGAGGAGAACAUCCUUGAUGUCUACCGGCUGGCAGAGCUCUUUGACUUGAGCCGCCUGACCGAACAGCUGGACACCUAUAUCCUGAAAAACUUUGUGGCCUUCUCAAGGACUGAUAAGUAUCGCCAGCUUCCCCUGGACAAGGUCUACUCCCUCCUCAGCAGCAAUCGCCUGGAAGUGUCCUGCGAGACAGAGGUGUAUGAGGGAGCCCUGCUCUACCAUUAUACCCUAGAGCAGGUGCAGGCUGACCAGAUCUCACUGCACGAACCCCCUAAACUCCUUGAGACAGUACGAUUUCCCCUGAUGGAAGCUGACGUCCUCCAGCGGCUGCAUGACAAGCUGGAUCCCAGCCCACUGAGGGACACGGUGGCCAGCGCCCUUAUGUACCAUCAGAAUGAGAGUCUGCAGCCCAGUCUGCAGAGCCCGCAGACAGAGUUACGCUCAGACUUCCAGUGUGUCGUGGGCUUUGGGGGCAUUCACUCUACACCGUCCACAGUCCUCAGUGACCAGGCAAAGUAUCUGAAUCCCCUGCUGGGAGAGUGGAAGCACUUCACUGCCUCUUUGGCCCCCCGCAUGUCCAACCAGGGCAUUGCAGUACUCAAUAAUUUUGUGUAUUUGAUUGGAGGGGACAACAACAUCCAAGGAUUCCGAGCUGAGUCUCGAUGCUGGAGGUACGACCCUCGGCAUAACCGUUGGUUCCAGAUCCAGUCCUUGCAACAGGAGCACGCAGACCUGUGUGUGUGUGUUGUGGGCAGGUACAUUUAUGCCGUGGCAGGACGCGACUACCACAAUGACCUGAAUGCUGUGGAGCGCUAUGAUCCUUCCACCAAUUCUUGGACCUAUGUGGCUCCACUCAAGAGGGAGGUGUAUGCCCAUGCAGGUGCGACACUGGAGGGGAAGAUGUACAUUACUUGCGGCCGCAGAGGGGAGGACUACCUGAAAGAGACGCACUGUUAUGACCCAGGCAGCAAUACCUGGCACACUCUGGCUGAUGGGCCAGUGCGGCGAGCCUGGCAUGGCAUGGCCACACUCCUUGACAAGCUGUAUGUGAUCGGGGGCAGCAACAAUGACGCUGGCUACAGAAGGGAUGUGCUUCAGGUGGCCUGCUACAGCUGCUCCUCUGGACAGUGGUCAUCUGUCUGCCCUCUCCCAGCUGGGCAUGGUGAACCUGGCAUUGCUGUGCUGGACAACAGGAUCUAUGUGCUGGGUGGCCGCUCUCACAACCGUGGCAGUCGUACAGGCUAUGUGCACAUCUAUGAUGUGGAAAAGGACUGCUGGGAGGAGGGACCCCAGCUGGACAACUCCAUCUCCGGCCUGGCAGCCUGUGUGCUCACCCUGCCCCGCUCCCUGCUCCUUGAGCAGCCCCGCAGGACCCCUGACCGCAGCCAGGCUGACCCAGACUUCGCCUCAGAGGUGAUGAGUGUGUCAGACUGGGAGGAGUUUGACAACUCUAGUGAGGACUAGGACUUCAGUGCCUGGCAUCAGAGGGAGGGUUGGCUGAGGCUUCCAGGGCAGUGUGAUCCACAGGUUGAGGCCAGCACACUUGGCCCUAGGUUCCGGCAGUUCCCCUAGAACGUGGCUCACCAGCUCCAACCACUCCUUUCUUUACUCCAGCCCCUCAGCGUUUGAAGGGCUGGUGUAGACCCCGUGGUUGUAGUUUAUGUCAUGCUUGGAAAUGUUUCCAAAAGGCCAUAGUCCUCUGAGGGAAUAACUAGGCCUGGUCCUUCUUGGUGAGCUUUGUGCGUCUUACAUCACCCUGUCUCUACUGCCCCCUCCUUCCCUAAUCUAGUCCCUGAUGGGCUGAGAAGGUCUAUUCUCCAACAGGACCUGGGGACUGGGAGCCUGGGCAGAGGCGCUAAGGCACAUGGCACCCACCCUUCUUUUCCGUGAGUAGAGCAAGGCUCCAGGAACAGCUGGACCCUGAGUGAUUGGGAGCUCCCAGAGUGCAGAAAGGGAGCAAAGACACGUAAAAGUUGCUUGGGACUGGCUCUGAUGAUGAAGAGAUCCCUACCAUUGGGUUUUUCUGACCCUGUGUUGUUGAUAAAUAGAAUAAAGUAUUAUACAAAAGA
Messenger RNA from Cavia porcellus (domestic guinea pig), 2550 nucleotides. RefSeq names its product kelch like family member 22 (gene Klhl22). Gene Ontology annotation, cellular component: mitotic spindle; cytosol; Cul3-RING ubiquitin ligase complex. Gene Ontology annotation, molecular function: protein binding. The transcript has 6 exons. Lineage: Eukaryota; Metazoa; Chordata; Mammalia; Rodentia; Caviidae. Bases 41 to 1945 code for a protein of 634 amino acids. Gene Ontology annotation, biological process: positive regulation of TORC1 signaling; protein monoubiquitination; proteasome-mediated ubiquitin-dependent protein catabolic process. The record is from RefSeq and is a predicted model, not a curated record.